Messenger RNA from Tripterygium wilfordii, 1484 nucleotides. Its product is annotated as chalcone synthase A-like. Bases 126 to 1295 code for a protein of 389 amino acids. NCBI's taxonomy places the organism in Eukaryota, Viridiplantae, Streptophyta, Magnoliopsida, Celastrales, Celastraceae. Gene Ontology annotation, biological process: polyketide biosynthetic process. The record is from RefSeq and is a predicted model, not a curated record. The transcript is spliced from 2 exons. Gene Ontology annotation, molecular function: acyltransferase activity, transferring groups other than amino-acyl groups.
UUUCUCUUCACCGCCACCAUCCACUACCACUACUGUUAAUAACUAGCUAGCAGCAGCAGCAACUGGUGGUCGAUCACCAAUUUUGACUCUAACCACCGUUCGAUUCGUUUGUGAUCAAGGAAAGAAUGGUUACCGUCGAUGAAGUCCGGAAGGCACAGCGGGCCGAGGGCCCCGCCACGAUCAUGGCCAUCGGAACAGCGACUCCGCCGAAUUGUGUUGAUCAGAGCGCAUAUCCGAACUACUAUUUUCGUAUCACAAACAGCGAGCACAAGACCGAGCUCAAGGAGAAGUUUAAGCGCAUGUGUGAAAAAUCAAUGAUCAAGAAGCGUUACAUGUACUUGACUGAGGACAUCCUGAAAGAAAACCCUAGCAUGUGCGAAUACAUGGCCCCAUCACUUGAUGCGAGGCAGGACAUGGUGGUUGUUGAGGUCCCAAAAUUAGGCAAAGAAGCAGCCACAAAGGCAAUCAAACAAUGGGGCCAGCCCAAGUCCAAGAUAACCCACUUGGUCUUUUGCACCACUAGUGGUGUGGACAUGCCCGGCUGUGACUACCAGCUCACCAAACUAUUGGGUCUGCGUCCCUCCGUCAAGCGCCUCAUGAUGUACCAACAAGGCUGUUUCGCUGGUGGCACCGUCCUCCGCCUGGCCAAGGACCUUGCCGAGAACAACAAGGGGGCGCGUGUACUUGUCGUGUGCUCGGAAAUUACUGCGGUGACCUUCCGUGGGCCUAGUGAUACCCACCUUGAUAGUCUCGUGGGCCAGGCCCUGUUUGGUGAUGGGGCUGCUGCUAUCAUCGUGGGUUCGGACCCGGUGCCAGGGGUCGAGAGGCCUUUGUAUGAACUAGUCUCGACAGCCCAAACAAUCCUGCCCGAUAGUCAUGGGGCCAUCGACGGGCAUCUCCGCGAAGUUGGGCUUACAUUUCAUCUUCUCAAGGAUGUUCCUGGGCUUAUUUCGAAGAACAUUGCCAAGAGCUUGGAAGAGGCAUUCCAGCCUUUGAACAUCUCGGACUGGAACUCACUUUUCUGGAUCGCGCACCCUGGUGGGCGGCCUAUUCUGGACCAAGUUGAGGAGAAGUUGGGCCUGAAGCCCGAAAAAUUACGGGCCACAAGACAAGUGCUUUCUGACUAUGGAAACAUGUCAAGUGCAUGUGUGCUGUUUAUUUUGGAUGAGAUGAGGAAGAAGUCUGCUGAAGAUGGGCUUAAGACCACUGGAGAAGGGCUUGAGUGGGGAGUGCUAUUUGGAUUUGGGCCUGGGCUUACUGUUGAGACUGUGGUGCUUCAUAGCGUUGCUAAUUGAAGUGGGCCUUCAAUAAUUGGGUUUGGGCCUGGCCCUUCUAUGUUUGGCUUCCAUUUCUGGCUUUCUUUUUCGUUUCUGGGUCUUCCAAUUUUUAUUUGUAUUUUUGCGUACGUGUUUAAUUUCUUAUGUCUAUGAAGUUAUGCUGCAAUUCAAAUCAUGAUGAAUAAUAUGUUGUUUGCUUUAUGUCAU